UCAAAACGAGAGUUUGACUCUUGCUUAAAAUUGUGGCCAAAUUAUCACAAACCAGCUCUCAAGAUGGGAGGGAUUUUAGAAUUAGAAUUGUUCGACGAUGUGCGGCGCAUGAACAAAAGACAGCUGUACUAUCAGAUUCUGAAUUUUGGGAUGAUUGUUGCCUCGGCGCUUAUGAUCUGGAAAGGUUUGAUGGUCGUCACUGGGAGCGAGAGUCCUAUUGUUGUUGUACUCAGUGGAAGCAUGGAGCCAGCAUUUCAUCGGGGUGAUCUCUUAUUUCUCACCAACCACCGCGACGAACCGAUCCGUGUUGGGGAAAUUGUCGUCUUCAAGGUCGAAGGUCGUGACAUCCCCAUAGUGCACAGAGUUCUCAAAGUGCACGAAAAAGAAGACGGCACAGUGAAGUUUCUGACAAAGGGAGACAACAACAGCGUUGACGAUCGUGGGUUAUACGCCCCUGGUCAGCUGUGGUUACAAAAGAGAGAUGUUGUAGGAAGAGCGAGAGGUUUUGUACCCUAUGUAGGAAUAGUGACUAUAUUAAUGAACGACUAUCCUAAAUUUAAGUAUGCGAUACUGGCGUGUCUGGGUCUGUUUGUUCUCAUACAUCGGGAAUGAAGAGAGAACGAGAAGAAAACGGCGACGAGAGAGAGAGAGAAGAAUCUGCCUUCAUUCAGUUUUAAAUGUUACAUUUUCAUUCAUCGUUUUUACGUCACAACUCCACCACGUACAGGACACACACGAAUAAUCGUACAUUUCUCGUCUUAAUGUAGUAGAAUUUUUAAAAAGUUAACUGUUUUCAACGGAUGAAAAAACAGGUCUCUUCUUUUUUCCUUAGCGCCACGAAAUGGUAAAAUCAUCAUAAGUAAGCAGGCAUCGAAAUAAGCAUUAUGUUUGGUAACCCAUUUACAGGUUACCACAAAAUAUAGCCUGGUAACCUAUAGGUUACCACAACUAUAUGAAAGUUAGAAUUGAUUUUCUGUUCCUACUACUACUUUUAAGGCUAAAACGCGGACGUUCUAAAAUUGUAUCGGUGCGCGCGAACAUUGGUACGAGAAACGAACUCUGGAAGUAAAUUUAUCUAGUGGGCACUGCUUAAACGCGGAAUGACUAUAUUGCUUGCAAUUGCACAAGUGUGCACGAACAUUGGUGCAAUUUCGUAUGAGAAACGCGGAAGUAAAUCCAUCUAGUGCACGCUGCUUAAACGCGGAAUGCCUAUAAUUGCUUGCAAUUGCACAAGUGCACGCGAACAUCGAUGCAAUUCCUUACAAGAAAAUGAAACGCGGAAGUCCGGAAUGCAUAGCCUGGUAUACGUUCAGAAACGAAACUACCGUUACGUUGAAAUUUUUGUCGACUUUUCUUACAUGUGGUAACCUCCCGGUAACCUGAAUGACCGUUCUCGACUUAUUUCAAUGCCUGAGUAAGUUAUGACGUCACUAUUGCGUGUGCUGUAAUGACGUCAUAGCCUACGAUGGUUUUAUGAUUUCAUAGUGCUAAGAUAGCUUUGAAAAUCUUUAGCCAGAUUCCUAAAUUUAGCACCCCUUCCAAAAAACCCCACCUUGGUCUGUAAUUGGAGGGAUGGAAGUGGGGGUGGAAGAGUCGUACGAACAUUUUACUUUUAAAAAUCUAUUAUUAUUUUAUUUAUUUAUUUUAUUAUUUUGAUCCAGUUACUCUCUGAAGUAGCGGUAGUUUAAAAUGGACUGGGGUGUUGUUAAAUAGCCCUUUCGUUUUCCGAGUCGUUGAGACAUGUAAGCUACCUCACCAUGUCAAGGAAUGGACCAUGAGAUAGUAUGCUACAGAUAAUAUCUGUAAAUUAAUUACACUUCGUAAUGUCAAUCUGUUGAGAAUAAGGGAAGAGAUAAUUGCAGUUUGCAGUUAUGUGAACAACUUGUCCUCAAACGUUUUUAAAUUGCAUCACGUGAUAAAAGUAACAGGAAAGUGAGUAACAACACACGGUCCGCCAUACUAACAGUAUUUAGCUCCCCUUAUUUUUUCUUCUCAACUUUCGACCCUAACUACACAUUAAUAUUUCAUUUGAUUCAUAUAAGCUUUCUCAUUAAGAAACAUCUAUAGGUAUAUACUUCAAAUCAAAUAACAGUUUGUAUCUGUGGUAAAUAAUCAGGGAGUAAUAGUCCCCCUAAAUAUAAAAAAUAUCAUUUCCGAAUGAUAAAAAACUAAACUUUAGGGAUCCCCUGGUCAGAAACUAUGACAGAUAUGUACAAAAUGCUUAUACAGCAAAUUGCAACUUGAUAUCUUUAUAAUUAAAAAAGUUACUAGCAUCCAAAAAUAGUCCGAAAUCACUAGACAGUCGCGAGUGCAAAAAAUGGGUCAACAGUCAUAAUUUCAAAACCACUUAAAAACUACUUAGAAUUUGGACUUAAAAGUUUGCAUGCAUGAAUAAUUUAUAUAGAUGCACAAAUGGGUGAAAUUUCAUCAAAAUCGGAGAUGGUCACCCGGGAAGAUUUCUGGAAUUUGGUUAUUUUGGCGUGGAGUGACCCUGAUAAAAAACAUCUCUAAUAGUGAAAAAUAUGUCGUAGUGUUUUCAAAAGUAUGGUCUGUCGCUUUAACACAGAAAUACUUAAAAUGGCUUCUCAUAGUCUUAAGUUAAGGGAGUGGUUAGUCAUGAGAUAGGAAUUGUUUGUAAUAGCGAUGUCGGGAACCUUUUGGAAGUGGCCUCUGUACACAGGUGCUAGUUACGUACAGGGUCGUUUUUUGUUAUUUCCUUACCGGGCCAACUGAAGGGGACUGUAGGUUUCAU
Gigantopelta aegis is the source of this 2752-nucleotide messenger RNA. Its product is annotated as signal peptidase complex catalytic subunit SEC11A. Gene Ontology annotation, molecular function: serine-type endopeptidase activity. The transcript has 6 exons. The record is from RefSeq and is a predicted model, not a curated record. The coding region runs from base 64 to 612 and encodes 182 amino acids. Gene Ontology annotation, cellular component: membrane; signal peptidase complex. NCBI's taxonomy places the organism in Eukaryota, Metazoa, Mollusca, Gastropoda, Neomphalida, Peltospiridae.